AUGGCCUGGUUGUCCGCCGUUACUUGGACAAGAUGGUUUCAAGAGCUAGAAGGUGAGGACCAUGUUGUCGGGCUCGUCAACACGAGUGUUCCCGAGGGUGUCCCCGAGUGGGCUGCCAUGAGCUCCGAGGAGGUGUUGCUGGGUGUCAAAAGUUCCUUCGUGCUGGAGGUGGGGCACGGAACUGUCCGCAUCUUUGGACAGGACGCUGCUGUGAAUCUAGACAACCGGCGCUGCACAUCCUGGUACUUCGAUGUUGACCAUGAUGGAGAACUCAAGGUGGGCUGCUGCCGUGGGACUUUCACUCCUGAGUUGUCGGUGGAUCUGCUAAUGGAGCAGUAUGAUGUGGAUGGCGACGGGCUGGCAGAUGCAAAGCGACUGAUCCGAUCCGGGAUAGCCAGGUGGCACCACGCUGCACAGGCGCGCGGGCUGCCCGGUUCCCAUCCCAUGCUGCCAGAGACGGUUGGUCUCGAGGCAGGCUCCAAAGCCCUCGAGGUUGCUCCAUCCCGGCUGGGCGCAGAAGCGGGCCUAGGCCUCUUCGUGCAGCAGGCAUGCCUCGGAAUUGAGGCCGCGGCACCGGGUGAAGUCCUCUGCGAAUACCGCGGGAGGACCUUCACCACAGCCGAGGCCAUGCGCCUGGAAGACAAAUCCUACCUCAUGCGGGUGGGGCCGCAGGAGUACAUUGAUGCGCGUGAAGACACAUCCCUGCUUGCGCGGUACAUCAACGACUGUCGCAAUCCCGCUGUCUACAAUGUAUCCUUCGAAAAGCGACCUGGAGAGGGGCGAGCUUUGGUGGUGGCCUGCCGGCCGAUCGCCGCUGGAGAGGAGCUCUUCGUCGACUACGGUCGCUGGUAUUGGGCAAAGCUGAGGCCGGUAAGGAUCGGUGUAAAGCAAGCUGCGGAGAUCCUGAAAGACGCGGAGUGCGAAGCCGAGCGCCAGCUGCGUGGAACUCAUGCCAAGAGCUGA
Messenger RNA from Symbiodinium sp. CCMP2592, 963 nucleotides. The record is from the annotation of a GenBank genome assembly. NCBI's taxonomy places the organism in Eukaryota, Dinophyceae, Suessiales, Symbiodiniaceae.